Molecule: messenger RNA, 5544 nt
Organism: Closterium sp. Yama58-4
Lineage: Eukaryota; Viridiplantae; Streptophyta; Zygnematophyceae; Desmidiales; Closteriaceae
Source: the annotation of a GenBank genome assembly
AUGGCUAGCCCUCCCGUUCUAGCUUUCGAUGCCGAGGGCCGUCCGGUGAAGUUCGAAACCUGGCUAGAUGACCUGCAUCUGUUCCUACAGCUCACUGCCAAGGAAGAUAUCUCACUGUACGAUCACGCCCUAGGCCAUGCCACUGCCCCUGACUCGACUGCUGACAGCACUCUGCGUUCCCAGUGGCAGACCCGUGAUGCGCAUGCUCGCUUUGCUAUUCGCAACUCCCUGCCACUAGACGAGCGCGAGCACUUCGGCCAGUGCAAGACUGCUAAGGACCUCUACACCGCUGUAGUUGCCCGCUACUCCUCACCCGCUUCUGCCACGCUAGGCCGCCUCACUCUCCCCUACCUGUUCCCCGACCUAGCCUCCUUUCACACUGUCGCAGACCUCAUCACCCACCUUAAGACUAGUGAGGCCCGCUUUCGCGCUGCUAUGCCUGCCGAGUUUCUCACUAGCAACCCCCCCCCACUCUGGAUCACUCUCUACCACAUCGUCACCCGCCUCCCUGACUCUCUGCGCGCAGUCAGGGACCACUUCCUCUCUCGCUCCCCCACUGAGCUCACUGUUGCCCUCCUCGAGAAGGAACUGCUUGCAGCUGAGGCGAGCAUUGUCGCUGUAGGCACCUCUCGUGGCGACCCCCGCACCCCGUUCUUUGAGGGGUGUUCCCCUUCCCCCCUCCUCCCCUCUGUCGCCUCUGCUGCUGCUGUCGACCUUCUUGGUGCUGAGAAGGUCGGGACCGCGUCUGCUUCGAGCGGGCGCCGCAGGAACAAAGGGGGCAGGGGUGGGGGUGGUGGCGGAGGAGGUGGGGGUGGAGGCGGUGGGAGUGGAGGCGCGGCUGGGGAGACUGGUGGCGGCAGUGGGGGAGGAGACAGCAGCGGUGGGAGUGGUGGUGGAGGCGGCAGCGGAGGCGGAGGUGGUCGUGGCGGCGGCAGGGGUGGAGGUGGCCGGGGCGGCGGCGGUGGGGGUGGUGGUCGUGGAGGCACUGGCGGAGGGCAGAGUCAGCAGCCCGCCCCGACGCUUCAGGCCGCCCGUGAGUGGUAUGCGCAGCGUAGCGUUAUCUGCACGUACGUCAUUCGCACAGGUGACCGCAGCGGCCAGCAGUGUGGGAGGCCGCACCCCACGCAGCGCUGCUUCGCGCGCCUUAAUGACGCGUGGCGCACUCAGUUUCCUGCUGCCACUGAGCUGCCGCGCUGGGCUGAUCUGGAAAAGAGGGGUGUUGAUAUUUGGGCUUUAGACUUUGAUGCUAUUCUCACUGCCAUGUAUGCGAUGUCUAUUAGUGGAGAGGGUGCUCAGUACUUGCGUGUUCCGCCCGACCCGGGCAUUCAGACCAGUCCGGCUGCCGCUCUAGGUGCUAGUGCGUCUGCUCCCACAGGUCCUGGUGAGGCUGCUGCCCUAGGUGCUCGUGCGUCCGUCCCCCCUGGUACUGAGUCGACUGCAGCACUGCACACCUUCACACUGGACUCAGGUGCUUCUCGCUCCUUCUUUCGUGACCGCACUGUCCUUGAGCCACUAGCUCGGCCAGUUGCUGUCUCUCUUGCUGACCCCUCUGGGGGUCCGGUCAUUGCGACCUCCUCCACUGUCCUUCCUUGUCCGGCGGUCCCGUCUGGCACGCUGUCAGGUCUCUACCUCCCCUCGUUCUCUACGAACUUGGUGGCAGGUAGUGCACUCCAGGACGGGGGUGUUCACCAGUUCACCCCUGCCUACGAGCGCGUGACACACUGCACGUGUGCUCGGACGGGUCGCCACCUGGCUACCUUCACUCGGGAGCCGGGGUCGGACCUUUACACACUGACCACUGAGUCCCCUCAGGUAGCUGCGUCCGCGUCUGCGUCUGCGUCAGCCCGCGUCCGUGGUCAGGGUCAGGAGAGGUACUUCCUGAUUGUUGUUGACGACUUCUCGCGCUACACCACGGUCUUCCCCUUGCGCGCCAAGGGUGACGUCCCUGAUGUCUUGAUCCCUUGGAUCCGCAGAUCUCGUCUCCAGCUCCGUGAGCGUUUCCGCUCCGACUUCCCUGUCCUGCGUCUGCACUCUGACAGAGGUGGGGAGUUCUCCUCUGGCCUAUUGGAGGCCUUCUGUCAGCAGGAGGGCAUUGAGCAGUCGUACACGCUUCCGGCCUCUCCACAGCAGAAUGGGGUUGCUGAGCGUCGCAUUGGUCUGGUCAUGGAGGUCGCUCGUACCUCCUUGAGCCAUGCGGCUGCCCCCCAUUUUCUGUGGCCGUUUGCAGUCCGAUACGCUGCACAUCAGCUCAACCUCUGGCCCCGUGUCUCCUUGCCCGAGACUUCUCCGACACUGCGUUGGACGGGAGAGGCUGGCGAUGCGUCGCGUUUUCGGGUCUGGGGAUCCCGAGCUUUUGUCCGCGACACGUCCGCGGACAAGCUCUCCCGUCGCGCUGUCCCCUGCGUCUUCCUUGGCUUUGUCCCGGACGCCCCUGGUGCUGAGGUACCAGACCCCCUCCCCCCUCAGGGUGCCGCUCCCUCAGGUGUGUCCCAGGUAGACCCGGGUGAGCCUGUCGAGGUAGCUGUUGACUCUCGUCCUGCUAGGGGUGCUGAGCCUGGGGGUGCUGCGUCUGGGGGUGCUGAGCCUGGGGGUGCUGCGUCUGGGGGUGCUGAGCCUGGGAGUGCUGAGUCUGGGGGUGCUGAGCUUGGAGGUGCGGAGCCUGGAGGUGCGGAGCCUGGAGGUGCUGAGCCUGGGGGUGCUGAGUCUGGGGGUGCUGAGUCUGGGGGUGCUGAGCCUGCGCGUGCUACACCUGGAGGAGCCCUCUCCUCCCAGCAGCUGCAGGAGAGGUACCUCGAGUACUGCCGCCUCCGGAGAGGUGCUGCUGGAGCUCGUCCCGGUACUUCCCCUCCUACCCAGGAGCUCCCCCCCAUUCAGCAGAUCCGCGAGUGGUACACACGCCGCUGCAGUCUUCGGAGUGGUGCUCCUGGUGCUGCGGACCCUGGGGGUGGCGCUGCUGCUGGUGCUGAGGACCCGGACGUUGGAGCUGCUGCUGGAGCUGAGGACCCGGGCGGUGACGCUGCUGCUGGUGCUGAGGACCCGGACGGUGGAGCUACUGCUGGUGCUGAGGACUUGGACGGUGGAGCUGCUGCUGGAGCUGAGGACCCGGACGGUGGAGCUGCUGCUGGUGCUGAGGACUCGGACGGUGGAGCUGCUGCUGGAGCUGAGGACCUGAGCGGUGGCGCUACUGCUGGUGCUGUGGACCCGGACGCUGGCGCUCCUACUGGUACUGAGGACCCGGCCGCUGGAGUCUCCUCUGCUUCUGGAGACGCUGCGCGGCCGCGACCGUACUUCGUCCCGCUCCUUCAGCAGGUUCUUGGGCAGGCUCCUCCUCUUUGUCCUCCUCCCUCCGUAGAGUGUCCCCCGCCUGUCCUGCCGCAGUCACAGUUACAGCCUACCUCGCCUCUCCCUGCUCCCUCUCCUUACACUGGUCCCACAGGAGGUCUUACAGAGCGUCGUGAGCCUGAGUCUCGUCCUGCGUCGCCUGUUCGUCCUGCUCGCACUGGUAGUCGUGUCCGUCGUGAGCGUCCUCCUCCUGUCCCAGGCACUCACUACAUGACUCUGCGUCCCUCUACUGCUCCUCAGCGUGUCCCUCUACCGUCUCCUCCUGCGUCCUCUUUGCCUGACGGUCCGGACCCUGAGUCUGACCGGUAUCGUGCUGAGCACCCUACUGUCACGCGUCUCCUUGCUACUGUUGUCACCGACCCUACCUUUGAGUCCUCGGCUGCGUCUGCUCUGGUCGCUGAGUUGGUUGACUUUGCUGCUGCCUGUCGUCUAGACUAUGCUGCUAGCCUUGUUGCUGUGUCUGAGUCUGAGUCUGUCUGUCCUCCGUCCGUCGGGGGUGAGUGUGCUCUUGGCACGGACGUCCUUGAGGACAGACAGGAGGAGUUCCAGUGUCUUGCUGCUGCUUUGCCCCGUCUCGUGUCCUUGCUAGUUGCCCCUGAGGGAGACCCGGAUGUACCAGACAUCCCGACCCCGCGCACUUACGCUGAGGCGAUGGCGGGUCCCUACUCCUCUCAGUGGCAGACAGCCAUGGACGCCGAGAUGGCUUCCUGGAAGUCCACACGCACCUACGUCGACGAGGUUCCCCCUCCUGGGGCGAACAUCGUCAGUGGCAUGUGGAUUUUCAGGGUGAAGCGGCCGCCGGGUUCUCCGCCUGUCUUCAAGGCGCGUUACGUGGCUCGAGGCUUCAGUCAGCGAGAGGGAGUUGACUUCUUCCAGACCUUCUCCCCCACCCCGAAGAUGACUACUCUUCGGGUGCUGCUGCACAUAGCCGCUCAGCGCGACUACGAGCUUCACUCACUUGACUUCAGCACUGCUUUCUUGCAGGGCAGCCUGCACGAGGAGAUCUGGCUGCGCCGCCCACCUGGCUUCACUGGGUCGUUUCCUCCUGGUACCCAGUGGAGGCUUCAGCGGCCGGUCUACGGUCUCCGCCAGGCUCCGCGUGAGUGGCACGACACAUUGAGGACUACACUUGCGGCUCUUGGGUUCGCGCCUUCUACAGCUGACCCGUCGCUGUUCCUGCGCACCGACACUUCGCUGCCGCCGUUCUACAUCCUCGUGUACGUCGACGACCUGGUCUUUGCCACUGCUGACACUGCAGGACUCGCCUACGUGAAGUCGGAGCUGCAGAGGAGACACACGUGCACAGACCUGGGUGAACUGACAAGCUAUCUUGGCUUGCGGAUCACCCGGGACAGAGCACGGCGCACCAUCACCUUGACUCAGUCACACAUGGUGCAGCAGGUUCUCCAGCGCUUCGGCUUCACGUACUCCUCGCCUCAGUCCACUCCUCUGCCUACCGGUCACUCGCUCUCAGCUCUGCCUUCGGAUGAGUCCGUAGAGCCGAGUGGCCCGUAUCCAGAGCUUGUGGGCUGCCUCAUGUACCUGAUGACCUGCACUCGACCUGACCUUGCAUACCCUCUUAGCAUCCUUGCACGCUAUGUCGCUCCUGGCCGUCACAGGAAGGAGCACAUGGAUGCCGCUAAGAGGGUGUUGCGCUACUUGUGCAGUACGUCGGGCAUGGGGCUUGUGCUUGGAGGGCGAGACCGAGUUGUGCUCACAGGGCACUCAGACGCUUCUUGGGCAGACGACCAGGCCACUCAGCGGUCGUCUCAGGGUUACACCUUCAGCCUUGGCUCUGGCUCAGUUUCUUGGCGCUCUACUCGCUCUUCUUCUGUUCUCGGCUCCAGUUGCGAGGCUGAGAUCUACGCUACAGCCAUGGCUGCCCAGGAGCUACGCUGGCUGACCUACCUGCUGACUGACCUCGGAGAGCCGCCUCGUUCUCCUCCAGUACUGUACGUCGACAACAAGGCUGCCAUUGCCUUGUGUGAGGAGCACAGACUGGAGCACAGAACGAAGCACAUCGCCCUGCGGUACUUCCUUGCUCGAGAGCUGCAGCAGCGCGGUCAGCUUUGUAUUCGCUACGUGGCCACUGAGGCCAACACUGCUGAUGUGUUCACCAAGGCGCUUCAGCCUCGUGACCAUCAGCGCUUCUGCACUCUACUAGGUCUUGUGCCUACUGGACCUCACUUGCUUACCUCUUGA